UACUUGAGACGAGGAUCGGCACCCCAGGUUAUAGAUCGGCCGAAUCUUACCCGGUGAAUCUGGUGAAAACGAGAAUCGCUUGAUUGGUAAAAAUCGUGCAUUGCAGUCUUGGGCGAGUCAGCUAUACUGACAGAGCUCGAAAUAAUCUUGGGUUAAUAAAGGCAAUGAUUUUUAUUUUCCACGCACUGAUGCCUCGGUCAGAAGACUGUUGGCUUGAGUGUACUUGUUUUGGGUUGUGCUCAUAUCCUUUUUGACCAUGGCUUUCAAUGCAGACGAUGGAAGUAGCUUGAUAGCAGCUGUCGUGCAGUUCUUGAUGCCCGCGUCGUGGUCGCAGGUGCUGCUCCUUGCGUUUUUAGGUUAUGUUUUCCUCAACCAAGUGAGACACUACCAAACAACGCCUGCGAACGUCACAACAAUCAACUUCCCCGCAGUGUAUCUUCCGCUCAUCUCAUCAUGGAUCGCAGCCAUUCGCUUCAUGAAGAAUCCCGUCGAGUCGGUCCGCGAGGGAAUGGCCAAGUCGAAGAACGGACUGGUGCGCAUUGCAACCUUACAAGGCGAAUUCAUCCUCGCUACGGAUCGGCACAGGGUCGCCGAGUAUAUAAAAGCCCCCGACACUAUCCUAAACGCGCAGGAUGGAUCCAACGACCAACAGCAAAUCCCGUUCACCAUGGGGUACGGAGUCGGCCACCGGACCUACCACACGGCUGUAGUUCGCGGGCCCAUCACCCAGAACAUCACUCCUAAUACUCCAGUGAUGCUUGACGAGGCUUUGAGAUCUUUCGACGACUUGAUUGGCUCCCCUGUUGAGGAGACCCCGAUCGCGCUGUAUAGUACCAUUGCCAUGACGGUCGCUCGGGUGGCGAACCGGAUAUAUGUGGGAACGGAACUCUGCCGAAACGCGGAGUUUCUGCGAAACGCCACUGACUACGCGGAGGCUGUGGUUAUAUCGGCUGAGGUUCUGCGAAACUUUCCGGAAUGGAUGAAGGGUUUCCUGGUACGGCUCCUUCCAGUGACGUCCUAUCGUCGACAGGGUCGUCGGUUUCUGGCGCCUCUCAUCCAAGACCGUCUUGAUGGCAAGCUGGAUGCGAAUGGAGAAAAACACAAGGACUUGAUUCAGUGGUUGAUCGAUGCUGCGCCGCCUGUUGAAAAGACUAUUCCUCAACUGGCAGAGCGAGUAAUGGCACUUAAUGUGGCCUCUAUUCACACUACUACCAUGACAUUCACUGCCGCCUUAUACCACCUAGCCGCUGAACCCACCAAGUACGCAUUAACCCUCCGAGAAGAGGUGAUGGCGAACCUUGAGCAGGGCGAAAUCACAGCAGCAACCCUAAGCAAGCUCCCCAAGUUGGAGAGCUUCCUUCGCGAAUCGGGCAGAUUCGACUCAUCAGGACUGAUGUCCAUGCAACGCAACGCCCGCAAGGAAUUCAAAUUUUCCGACGGAACCGUCCUCCCACCCGGCUCGAAGAUCGGAUCACCCAGUCUCUUCCUUCACCGGGAUCCGGAAGUCUUCGAGGAUCCGGAGGUGUUCGAUGGGCUUAGAUUCUACCAGCCACACGCAGAGCCUGGUACUAAGCCUAAGACGAUGUUGAAUACCGAUGUUAACUUUCAUCUGUUCGGCCAUGGUAGACAUCCGUGCCCUGGACGGUUUCUGGCCGUGCAUGAAAUGAAGCUCAUGUUUGCGAUACUGCUACUGCGGUAUGAUAUCCGGCUCAAACCCGGCACCAAGCCGCAGCCGUUCUAUAUUGGAACGAUGUCCCUGCCAGAUACGAAGUUGGAGGUCUUAUUCAAGGGUAGGAAAUGAUGUGCAGCUUUGAUGGGCAUGUCAGUGGGGAUUCGCACUGCGUGGUCUCUGUAUCUAGAUAUCGAAUAUCAAAUGAGCUGGGAUAACGC
Messenger RNA from Aspergillus candidus, 1890 nucleotides. RefSeq names its product cytochrome P450. The record is from RefSeq and is a predicted model, not a curated record. Gene Ontology annotation, molecular function: iron ion binding; oxidoreductase activity, acting on paired donors, with incorporation or reduction of molecular oxygen; heme binding. NCBI's taxonomy places the organism in Eukaryota, Fungi, Ascomycota, Eurotiomycetes, Eurotiales, Aspergillaceae. Bases 257 to 1801 code for a protein of 514 amino acids. The transcript is spliced from 9 exons.